Molecule: messenger RNA, 1470 nt
Organism: Cyphellophora attinorum
Lineage: Eukaryota; Fungi; Ascomycota; Eurotiomycetes; Chaetothyriales; Cyphellophoraceae
Product: Kynureninase 1
Exons: 3
Coding region: 1-1470 (489 amino acids)
Biological process (GO): NAD+ biosynthetic process
Cellular component (GO): cytoplasm
Molecular function (GO): kynureninase activity; pyridoxal phosphate binding
Source: RefSeq, a predicted model, not a curated record
AUGGGCGUCCCCAUCAUAUUCCCGGAGGACUACCACAAGUUCGCCCAGGAAGCCGACAAGGACGAACAGUCUCCCUCCUUUCGCUCGCGCUUUCACAUCCCUACACUGGCCGACAUUCACCGUCCAACCCUUAAUCCCGCAACCAACGAAGCACCCUCCUCUGAGCCCUGCACCUAUCUCUGUGGCAACUCCCUCGGCCUCCAGCCCCAACACACAUCUGAUCUAGUCUCAACCUUCCUCGCGCAAUGGCGUACGAAAGGCGUCAAAGGCCACUUCGUCGAGCACUCUGACUCAGAAUUAGCGCCAUUCUUACACGUCGAUGAUCGAGCGGCAGAGCUGAUGGCACCGAUCGUGGGCGCGAAGACGUCUGAGGUGGCUGUCAUGGGGACGCUGACUGGGAACUUGCAUUUGUUGAUGGCGAGCUUCUACCGGCCAAAGAAAGAGCCAGGUGGGAGGUGGAAGAUCAUGUUGGAAGGCAAGGCAUUUCCCAGCGAUCAUUUUGCGGUGGAGAGUCAGCUGCAGCAUUGGGGCCUGAAGCCGGAGAAGGCGAUGGUUCUGCUAGAGCCGAGAGAUAUAGAGAGGCCAGUGCUGCGGACGGAGGACAUCCUGCGGAAGAUUGACGAGCACGCAGAGGAGCUAGCGUUGGUGCUGCUGCCGGGGAUUCAGUUCUAUACGGGACAGCUGUUCGAUGUGAAGACCAUCACUGCUCAUGCACAAUCGAAGGGCAUCUUGGUGGGCUGGGAUAUGGCUCACGCAGCCGGCAACGUGGACCUGCAGCUGCAUGAGUGGAAUGUCGACUUUGCUGCAUGGUGCACGUACAAGUAUUUGAACUGUGGCCCUGGGGCGAUGGGCGCGAUCUUUGUCCACGAGCGGUAUGGGCGGCCGUCUGAAGGAGGCGAGCACGAGAACUGGCCCAGGUUGACAGGCUGGUGGGGAGAUGACAAGAGUGGAAGAUUUGAGAUGACUAACAAUUUCAAAGCCCGCCCAGGCGCCGCAGGCUUCCAAGUGAGCAAUCCUAGCGCUUUGGACCUAGCUGCGGUGGUCUCCUCACUCCAGAUCUUCAACGAGACCAGUAUGAACGCAUUGAGGCAACGCUCCGUCGAGCUGACAGGAUUCCUCGAGACGCUUUUGGGUGUGCUGCAGCAUGAGACGCCGGACCAGUUCACUAUAAUUACGCCAGAAGACCCAAGACAACGUGGUGCGCAGCUAAGUGUGAAGCUGAAGAACUCCGUUAUGCUUGAACCCGUGCUCGAGGUCCUCGAUGACAAGGGUGUCAUCAUAGAUGAACGCAAGCCAGAUGUAAUCCGAGUCGCUCCUGCGCCGCUGUACAACACUUUCGAAGAUGUGUGGAAUUUCUACCAAAUCUUCAAGGAAGCCUGUUCGCAUGCUCGUAUCAAACUCGGCAUUCAUACGCCUCCACGAUCCGAAUCCUCCACAGCCCCAUCAGAUUCAUCCAGGGUCAAUCCAUGA